AUGGCUGGUGGAAGAGGUAGAAGAAUUGGUGCCAAUAACUCAGCUGAUGAAAUUGCCCAUGCUAUUCACCGAUUGGUUGACGCUAUGCAGCCGCAACAGGUGGUGCUACCACAGCCUACACCACGACCUGUCAGCAUGGAUGAUUUCAUGAGGCACAAACCAGCCAAAUUCAAUGGUAAGGCCACUCCUGAUGACGCAGAUGCGUGGAUCAGGGAGUGCGAGAAGAUAUUCCGUGUACUAGGCUGCUCAGAUGAACAGAAGCUGGCCUAUGCCACCUUUCUCUUGGUGAGUGAUGCAGAAUACUGGUGGGUUGGCAUGCAGCAACAGAUGGGAACUAGGGAGGAGGAAGUGAGCUGGGAGAAUUUCAAAAAGAGAUUCCUGGAAAAGUAUUUUCCAGAUAGUGCUAAACAUGAGAGGGAGGCUGAGUUCUUGACCUUACAGCAGGGCAAUAUGACUGUACAGGCUUACGUUAACCAAUUUGAAUAUCUGGCGCGGUUUUACACACAAAAUAUCACAGAGGAAUGGCGUUGUCGAAAAUUUGAGAGGGGUCUACGACAUGAACUGCUCAGGGUUCUGGUGCCACUCAGGAUCCGAGAGUUUCCUCUCUUAGUGGAACAAGCGAAAAGGAGUAGUGGGGGAUGGCGGAAAUGUUUUGUGUGUGAUCAACCUGGCCACUUUGCAGACAGGUGUCCUAAUAAGAAGACGGUCGCAGAGCCACGACCACAAUUGCCUUCUACAGAGAGGCCAAGAGCAGCAGGGAGAGUGUUUGCGCUGACUAGCGCCGAGGCAAAUCGAUCAGGUAAUCUUAUACAAGAUACAUGUGUAAUGAUGGGUCAGAAUGUAUGGGUGCUUUUUGAUUCGGGAGCUUCACAUUCUUUUAUUUCCAAUGCAUGUGUGGGGAGGUUGGGAUUAGAGGUUCAUGACUUGGGGUGCGAGCUAGUAGUCUCGACACCGACGUCUGGGCAAGUUAUAACGAGUGCUAGUUGUGAUGGAUGCUCGAUCGAAGUGGCGGGCCGUAGGUUCAAGGUGAACCUAAUCUGCUUGCCGUUGGAGGAUUUAUAUGUGAUAUUGGGGAUGGACUGGCUGUCCAAUCACCAUGUGGUAAUGGAUUGUGGACGGCGCAGAUUGAUAUUUCCAGAAACUAAAGGGGUAAAAUUGAUUUCAUCUCAAGAAGCUAUGAAAGAAUUGAGAGAGGGAGCUACCUGUUUCAUGAUGAUAGCUCAAUCAGAGAAAAAGAGUAGUGAAGAGCAGAUCCGUAACAUCUUUGUGGUGGCUGAUUUUGCGGAUGUGUUUCCGACGAAGUUCCUGGAUUACCCCCAAGCAGGGAUGUGGAUUUCACUAUCGACCUCAUCCCUGGGGCAGGUCGGUGUCUGUCGCUCCUUAUAG
Molecule: messenger RNA, 1386 nt
Organism: Vigna unguiculata (cowpea)
Lineage: Eukaryota; Viridiplantae; Streptophyta; Magnoliopsida; Fabales; Fabaceae
Source: RefSeq, a predicted model, not a curated record